This is a messenger RNA of Kluyveromyces marxianus DMKU3-1042, 2391 nucleotides long. RefSeq names its product sexual differentiation process protein isp4 (gene isp4). The transcript has a single exon. The record is from RefSeq and is a predicted model, not a curated record. Gene Ontology annotation, molecular function: oligopeptide transmembrane transporter activity. NCBI's taxonomy places the organism in Eukaryota, Fungi, Ascomycota, Saccharomycetes, Saccharomycetales, Saccharomycetaceae. Gene Ontology annotation, biological process: transmembrane transport. The coding region runs from base 1 to 2391 and encodes 796 amino acids.
AUGGAACGUAUCAAAGCAGUGUUAUCUUCUGACGCUCCAGUCACGGAGAAGAAGGUAAUGGAUGUAUACCCUGAAGACAACAUUAGUUUUAUUGGAAGUUCUGAAGACCACUCUCAAGAAGAUGAGAAGAAAACAGCUAUCAAGGCUGUCAUCUCUCCAAUUAGAUCCGAUGAUUUCCUUACCAACCAACUUUCUAAGGAAAUCGUCGAAGAUGAAUACGCUGGUAUCGUUGUGGAAGAUGACUCUCCUUACCCUGAAGUCAGAGCUUCUGUUCCUUCUACUGAUGAUCCAACAAUUCCUCAAAAUACUGUCAGAGCAUGGGUGAUUGGUAUGGUAAUGGCUACCAUUGGUUCUGCCUUGAAUAUGCUUUUCUCUUUGCAUUCUCCUUCAAUUGUUUUGAGUUCAUUUGUUACCACUAUCCUAGCUUGGCCAGUUGGUAAGGCUUGGGAAAGAUGGAUUCCAAAUGCCCCAUUAUUUGGACGCUUCGGUGGUCCUCCAUUAAACCCUGGUCCAUUCAAUUUGAAAGAACACACUUUGAUUCAAAUCAUGGCUAAUGUUUCCUUCGGUGGUGGUUCAGCUUACGCAACCGAUAUCUUCUUGGCCAUGAAUAAUUAUUUCGGUAAGGAUUUUGGCUGGGGCUUUGAAAUAGUUGCAAUUCUCGCUACUCAAUGUAUUGGUUUUUCUUUGGCUGGUUUGGUCAGAAAUGUUUUAGUCAACCCUCCUUCCAUGAUCUGGCCUUCCAAUUUGGUUACAAGUACUUUCUUGACCAACCUUCAUGUUAAUGAAAAUCAUAUUGCCAACGGAUGGAGGAUUUCCAGAUUAAAGUUUUUCUUGAUCGUUUUCAUCGCUGGUUUCUGCUACUACUGGCUACCAGGGUUUUUAUUCCAAGCCCUUUCAUACUUCGCAUGGGUCACUUGGAUCAAGCCAAAUAAUGUUGUGGUUAACCAGGUCUUUGGUGCAUCUACAGGUCUAGGUUUGAUCCCUCUCACAUUUGACUGGAACCAAAUCGCAGGUUAUGUUGGUUCUCCUUUAGUUCCACCAAUUGGAACUAUUUUCUCUAUUUUGUUAUCUAUGAUCUUCAUCUUUUGGGUGGCUGUUCCUGCCGUUCAUUACUCUAACGUUUGGUAUGGUAAGUACCUUCCAAUUUCCGAUUCAAGUUCGUACGACAGAUUCCAACAAACAUAUAAUGUUUCCAGAAUUGUCAAGCCUGACUUGUCGUUCGAUAAGGAAGCUUACAAGCAAUACUCUCCAUUGUACUUAUCAGCAACUUUUGCAAUUUCUUACGGUAUGUCAUUCGCUAGUAAUGCUGCCACUAUUGUUCAUGCAGCACUAUUUCACGGUAAGCAAAUCAAGAACGCUUUCAAGAUUCUUGACAAAGAGGAUGAAGAUGUUCACAAUAGACUAAUGAAGGAAUACAAGGAAAUUCCAUGGUGGUGGUACAUGGCUGUUUUCCUUGUGUUCUUUGCUUUAGCAAUUGUGACAGUCAGAGCAUGGGAUACACAAAUGCCUAUCUGGGCCUUAGUCUUUGCAUUGAUUAUCGCUUUUGUCUUUUUGAUUCCAAUUGGUAUCAUUUAUGCUAUCACUAACAUGUCUGUUGGUUUAAAUGUUAUUACUGAAUUUAUCAUUGGUUAUAUUUUACCAGGUAGACCAAUUGCUAUGAUGUUCUUCAAGACUUUUGGUUACAUCACUAAUAGUCAAGCUGUCACUUACGCCAGUGACAUGAAGAUGGGUCAUUACAUGAAGCUUGCCCCUCGUUUGGUGUUCAGUGCACAAUUCAUUGCUACUUUGUGGAGUUGUAUUGUUCAAGUGUGUGUUUUGAAAUGGGCUCAAGGUAAUAUUUCUAAUAUUUGUACUCCACACCAAAAGUCACAUUUCACUUGUCCCGGUGCUCGUGUGUUCUUUAAUGCUGCUAUCAUUUGGGGUGUUAUCGGCCCUCAAAGAAUGUUCAGUUCUGGCCAAAUGUAUAACAAGGUCUUGUACUUCUUCUUGAUUGGUGCUUUGACCCCAGCUCUAACCUGGUUGAUUCUAAAGAAAUGGCCAAAUUCCUUUGUUAAGUACCUAAACUGGCCUGUGUUCUUCUCAGGAACAGGUUUAAUUCCACCAGCUACUCCAUACAACUACGGUGCUUACUGUAUGGUCGGUAUCACAUUUGGAUACUUCAUCAAGAAGAAAUGGUUCCAUUGGUGGACUAAGUACAAUUACUCAUUAUCCGCUGGGUUGGAUAUUGGUUUAGCUUGGUCCUCCUUGAUGAUUUUCUUCUGUUUGCAAUUAACAAAUAAGUCUGCUCCAAAAUGGUGGGGGAAUGAUGUUAUAAACACAGUUGAAUACGAAGGUGUAGCCAUUCAAAAAAUUCUCCCAGAGGGAGAAAGUUUCGGUAGGAAGCAUUGGUAG